AUGUCGGUAUUGCUACGUUUCGCACCUUCUCCCACCGGUGCUCUUCAUCUCGGCGGUCUGCGAACGGCGUUAUACAACUAUCUGUAUGCUCGAAAGUUGGGCGGAAAGUGGAUUUUAAGAGUCGAGGAUACAGAUGCUACGCGAGCGGUUCCGGGCGCUGUUCAUGGAAUACGAGAGGCGUUGGAAUGGGUUGGCUUGGAUUAUGACUACGGUCCUGUGAAGGAAGGACCCCAUGCUCCCUAUUUUCAGUCGGAGCGUUUGGAUCUGUACCGCACUUACGCCAAGAAACUCCUUGAUAAUGGCCAUGCAUACCGGUGCUUCUGUUCUCCGGACAGACUUGCUGCUACUCGCGAAAAGCUAGCUCGUUCUGGUUCUACCACUACCUACGACAAAGCAUGUCUGAACCUUACUGAAGAAGAGGCUGUGAGGAGGGUCCAGGCGGGAGAAAAAUCGAUAAUAAGGCUCAACGAUGGAAGACUGCCAUCUCGCCCUUCGCCUCCAGACCUUAUCUUUGGUGCCGUGAAGGACGCGCAUGCUUCUCUUCCUACUGAUCCAGUACUGGUCAAGUCUGAUCUCUUCCCGACAUACCACUUGGCCUCUGUGGUGGACGAUCACGAGAUGGGAAUUACGCAUGUUCUCCGCGGUGAAGAAUGGCUCCCUUCUCUGCCCCUGCAUCUUGAUUUGUACGCCUGUCUGUCGCUCAAGGCUCCUCACUUCGCGCAUAUACCCCUUCUGCUCAAUCCAGAUGGAUCCAAGAUGUCAAAACGGAAAGGAGAUGUACAAGUGCUCGACUACAAGCGUCGCGGCUGGGAACCUAGCGCCAUUCUCAAUUGGCUUGCCUUAGCUGGUUGGGGUGUUCCGCAUGAUCAAACCGAGUCCAUAACGCAGCAGGCGCCUGAUAGUACCUCCGUAAUGUCCUUGCGGGAGAUGAUCCAAAAGUUUGAACUGUCGUCCCUGACUCAUAGACGUUCAGUUCUUGAUCCGAUGAAACUCGAAUAUCUCAACAAGCACCAUCUCAUGCAACUAAUGUCAGUUGAUGGUGGUUUCGAUGAGAUGGCUGAGCGCGUUCAUGGUCUAGUAAAAGGAAUUUAUCCGUUCAGUCAAUACACAUCUGUUGCAUACAUCAAGGCCGUCAUAUGUAUCAUGCAGAGCCGUAUCACCAAUCUCAACGAUCUCCCAUUCGAGGCUUCAUUCUUGUUCGUUGAACCCGAUUUCUCCACGGAAGAAGCCCGAGCAAUGCGUCUAAAGCUCCACUCAGAUGACUAUCUUUCGGUUAUAGUCAGUUUGCGCCGUCGCCUAAGUGCAGGAGGCGGCGUGUGGGACCAUGCAAACAUCACGAAUAUCCUGCAUGAAGAAGCUUCAGAUGCAAAGUUGAAGCAGAAGGGAUACAUGACCAUCCUCAGAUAUGCAUUGACUGGUUCGAAGACAGGACCAGCUCUAUCGGAUCUUAUGCAAGUGCUUGGUCGUGAGAGAACAAUAACCCGUUUGGAACACGCACAGACUGUCUAG
Messenger RNA from Sparassis crispa, 1509 nucleotides. RefSeq names its product Glutamate--tRNA ligase, mitochondrial. Lineage: Eukaryota; Fungi; Basidiomycota; Agaricomycetes; Polyporales; Sparassidaceae. The coding region runs from base 1 to 1509 and encodes 502 amino acids. Gene Ontology annotation, biological process: glutamyl-tRNA aminoacylation. The record is from RefSeq and is a predicted model, not a curated record. The transcript is spliced from 13 exons. Gene Ontology annotation, molecular function: ATP binding; zinc ion binding; tRNA binding.